Molecule: messenger RNA, 3597 nt
Organism: Esox lucius (northern pike)
Lineage: Eukaryota; Metazoa; Chordata; Actinopteri; Esociformes; Esocidae
Exons: 6
Coding region: 672-3353 (893 amino acids)
Source: RefSeq, a predicted model, not a curated record
UUACAUGUCGUAGUAAAAAAAAUAUAUUACUAAUAAAAAACCUACAGUUAAACACGGUGAAUAUCUGCUCAAUUAUAUGUACUAGCUUCGAAGUUCGAUCUGAUCAGUAGCUUAUAAAUAGAUCAUGCAGUUCAGCCAUUAUUUAAAUUAUGUAUUAUCUGUGCAAUAAAAAUGUGUGAAUUAUAAUAAAAGGUCAGAAAUUAACUUACCUGCAACUUUGUGCACCGUUGCCUCGUACAUCCGCCUUUAGGUUUUUUUUUCAGUCCACCUCUACACUCAAUUAUAUGAACAGAACUUUCAUCAAGUCCGUCUAAAAAAUCAUUACAAUUGAUAUUUUUUAUAUGUGACGUUGGAACAAUGCUCCAGCUUUCCUUUUCAGUCUCAUCUUUCCACUCAACAAGGGCGAACAUUCUUGAUCCGUUGGUCUAUCUAUACUGAAUGAGCGUACCGGUAUUUGGCGGUCUUUUGACUGUUUGAAUUUUGGCGCGCCUAAAGAUAGGCUACAGUCUAAAGUAUCACGAGAUUCAGUCUGCAAUCGCGGUACUUUGAUUCUCGCAAUGCUUGAGCGCUAGUUGUUCUGUCCUGAUUGCUCGAUGAAUUUGAACAUUUUGAGUUUCCAAAGAUCAUAUAUGUCGGUUCGCGCCCGUUCACCUUUUGCUACGUGAUAUGAGAUGAAGUACAAGAAGUAUCUCUUGGAGAACAAAGACAUUCCACGAACAACACAGCAUCGCUGGAGAAGACGAACCCACCAUGUUGGAGUCCGUGGACCUCAAAAUGCUGUCGUUGAUAUGUUACAGCAAGACCCAGCUUUUUUUGACAUGCGUAUCAAGCACAUGAGCGAUACUUUGCAGCAGAAUCAGACUUCAGAAGACCAGAAUCCAGUUUUGACCAUCAGCCCUGUACAGACAUCCAGUCAGCAAGAAGUUGCAAAGGAUUCAACUACACCUCAUGGUUCAAGCAUCCUACACAAUAAAGUGGAAGUCAAUGUGCAGGUACUCUUUCAUGAGAAACAGAAAACGACUGACUACCAAGAAGAAUCAAGUGAGGGCAAUGAUGACAUUCAACAUGGCACUACAGAGAAUGAAAUUAUGGAGAAAACGCCCAGCAAUGAAAGCCAUGUAUCUCCUUUAUGGACAGUGUCAGAAUACAGUGAGAAAGCACUACAUGAACAAAAAAGAAAAGAGCAUGAGUUGCUCCUCCUAGCUCUAAAAUUAAAACAUGGUUUGACCGAUGAAGCACUAGAAGACAUGCUUCAAGUCAUAAAUGCUAUCACCGGUAAACACUCAGUGUCAGCUACUAAACAUCACUUCUACAAAAACAUGACUGAUUAUAGGGACUAUAUUAUUAUCAAGCAUUUCUGUUCAGAUUGUAUGGUCUUAAUGGAAACAAAAGAUGAAAAAGUAGGUUGCAGAAUUUGCGGCAAACAAGUUGAUGCAAAGGAGCAUGUGAAAUCGGGCAACUUUUUUAUUGUUCUCCCUCUAGAAGCACAACUACGAAAUAUUAUUGAACAACACAAGUUUUUGCAGUUGACCGUCAAUAACAAGGAUGACGUAAAUGGACACUUGGGUGAUGUAUGUGAUGGUGUGCUCUAUAAAAAGACCUUGCAAAUCUUCACAACUUUAAAUGAUUGCCCCAAUUUUUCAAUCACCUUUAGUUGUGAUGGUGUACCUUUAAUCAAAUCCUCUUCACAGUCCAUAUGGCCCGUGUUGUGCACUUUAAAUGAACUACCUCCCGAUCUGAGAUCUGACCAUAUUAUGUUAACAGCAUUGUGGUUUGGAGCUAAAAAGCCCCCGAUGAACAUGUAUCUUGAACCAUUUGUGAAUGAGUGCACGGAUCUACAUGAGCGUGGCUUUGAUUGGGUUACAUCUGAUGGUGUACAUGGUACCAGCAAAGUAUAUGCUUUAAUACUUGUAAGUGAUUCCGUUGCCCGUCCACUCCUACAGAACUUUAAGCAGUUCAAUGGGGAGUUUGGAUGUUCUUUUUGUCUUCAGAAGGGAACAGUUGUCGAACGUGGUCGGGGAAAGGCCAGGGUUUACCCAUUUGAGGAAAAUAUAGAACUUAGAUGUCAAAGUCAGACUUUGGAGCUAGUUACGAGAGUUGUUGAGACGGGCACACCUUCAGCAGGUGUGAAAGGACCGUCGGUGUUGUCCCUUUUACCUGGAUUUGAUAUAAUUGAGGGAUGUGUCCCUGAUUACAUGCACAGUGUCCUCCUUGGAGUUACAAUAUCAAUCACUUCGCUAUGGUGUGACUCUGAAAACCACCAAUCUCCUUGGUACUUAGGCAGGUCCAUACAACAAAUUGACAAACUACUGUUAAAAAUAAAGCCCCCAAGUAAUGUCUCCAGAACACCUCGAUCCAUAAAAGAAAGACGUUACUGGAAAGCCCAUGAAUGGCUGAUGUGGCUACUUUACUACAGUAUCCCCAUUCUUAAGGGGAUUCUACCUGAGAGAUACCUUAAUCAUUGGCUGAAACUUGCAAGUGGCAUAGCUUUGCUGCUAACCACAUCGAUUUCAUCUCGGCAGCUUUUAGAAGCACAGGACCUUCUUCAUCAGUUUGUAUCUGAGAUGGAGCCCCUUUAUGGUAUAGGCAAUGUCAGCUUUAAUGUUCACCUCUGCCUUCAUCUCUCUAGAAGUGUCCAGAAUUGGGGGCCAUUAUGGGCCCAUUCUGCCUUUCAAUUUGAGGCCUAUAACAUGGACUUGAUCGAAAUGGUGAAAAGCACCCAGUCUGUGCCCAUCCAAAUAUGUAAAGUUUUCUGGAUGAAAAAAGCACUUCCACUGUAUGCCAGUCAAACACUGAAAAAUCCCUCCUCAGAGUGUAGUGCUGUUCUUGGGCAGUUAUUGAGUGGAAAACGAGAGCGAAAGCAUGCAGUGAGGUGUUUGGGAAUUACAGCUUUUGGACCACCCAAGAAAAAAAUGAUGGCACAUGAUGACUACAUUGCUUUGCAUAGUGUUGGUGAUAGGGUGGAGAAGCAGGUUGUAGAAUAUUAUGAUCGAGUGUUUGUCAAUGGUGCGAUCGUUCACUCCCAGGCAUACCACCGUUCAAAGAAGAGAAAUUCAACUGUAGUUCGUUUAAAAACUGACAACACAUACUUCUCAGUUAAAACAUUCAUGGUGACAGAUGUAGGAAACGGCAGUACUUGUUAUGCUAUUGGUCGCUUUUUUGAGGAGGGGAAGCACAGCUUUUCUGCUUGUGUUCAAAAUCCUCUACACUUUCAUUCAGUUGAGAAGGUGCUGUCUCACCUAACUGCUGUACAUGCCUCAGCAAUUGAACACAAAUGUGUGUACAUGCCUUUAGAACAGCACAGAUGUGAUUACAUUUUGAAUUUUCUUAACUAUUAUGAAGUAACCGUUUAAUUUUGGUAUUUUUUUGGUCUGGCAUCAGUGUCAUCAGUUUUUGCAGCUCUGACAAGCUUUGUUGAAAGCACCAAAAGUUUGUUUUCUUUGAAUGCUAGUGGAGAACCCAGGGUUUGCAUAGCUGCUUAAGUUAAGAGAAAUGCGUUUAAAUUAAGGACCCUGGAUUUUUUAAGACAAACAAAACUGUAUAUUAUUCUGUAAUCUGUAUGCAUCUGCAUAUGUAGUGCAUGUAUGUACUUUCUUA